Messenger RNA from Erythranthe guttata (spotted monkey flower), 750 nucleotides. The record is from RefSeq and is a predicted model, not a curated record. NCBI's taxonomy places the organism in Eukaryota, Viridiplantae, Streptophyta, Magnoliopsida, Lamiales, Phrymaceae.
AUGAAUCUAGCUUAUUCAUUUCCAACAAAGUGGAUUUCAAAUGAAGGGGAAUUUGCUCGUCUCAAGUACUUGUUGAUUCAUGAGUGUGAGCAAAUACAUCUUGGAACCGUGAGCCUGAAGGAGAUCCCUUCAGAUUUUGCAGAAAUAUUACCACUUCAAGUGAUUGACUUGUACCGCUGCAAAAAUUCCCUAUUGGCAUCGGUAAAGGAAGUAUCGGAGGAAAGAGAGAACCUAGGAUAUGACGCUCUUCAAAUUCGAAGUUCUGUGUUUGCACUGCUCAGAAUUUCUGUGCAGAGAGGUAUCAAUCUUGCUCUUGGCAAUGGCCUCAGCAGAGAUCCUUAUGCUGUUGUCAGGAUGUCCAAACAGAUUUUGAAGACUCAUGUUGUUACAAAGACUGUUAAUCCCGAAUGGCAUGACGAUUUGACGGUAGCUGUUUUAGAUCCUAGUCAACCAGUUUCCGCAGUGUACGACAAAAACAUGUUCAGUGCGGAUGAGAAGAUGGGAGACGCAGAGUUUGAUAUUAGACCAUUUGUACAAGCGUUUAAGAUGCAUCCAAAUGGCCUACCAAACGGUACAAUAACCACAAGAAUAUUGCCUUCAAGCUCGAAUUGCCUGUCCGAAGAGAGUUUCAUUUUCUGGAAGGAUGACAAUCUAAUGCAGGAUAUGUGCCUCGGAUUGAGAAAUAUCGAAUCCGGCCUAGUCAAACUUCAGCUGCGGUGGAUUGAUAUUCCUGGCUACGAAUAUUUAUAG